AUGGACUUUGACACAAUUCACAGAGAAAAUCUUGCAAUGUACCCAAAAUUCUUUGAAGAAAGUUCAUACAUUCCGAAAAUGGAGGAGGGUUUGGGCAGUGCUGCUGCAUCAGCUUCAUCUUCAUCUUCCUCAAACAGAUUCUUCACAAACAACGCUCUCGAUUAUUUCCCCGUCGACGGAUCGUUGAACUCGCUUUGUUUCCCAUCGUUUCAAGACCCCUUCGAUCCAUUCAACAUGAGAUUCAACCAAGAUUUCUCCACUCUCGGACAAGAUCACAUGCAUGCCUCUCACAGUCUCCGCUUUCUAGAACCUUCCAAUUCCUUCCACUUUCAGACAGGCCUCCACUUCGAUGACUGUAAUUUGCAGAGCAAGAAUUUCGUCCAAGACGAAGAUGAUGAAGAAGGAAAUAUUCACAAGGGAGGUAUUAAUGGUGGAAAAAAUCAAAAUAAAAGGAAAAGAGUUGUUGAUAAAAAGUCUGAAAUCAUCAAAGGCCAAUGGACUCCAGAAGAAGAUGGGCUGCUGGUGGAGUUAGUAGAGAAGCAUGGUGUGAGAAAAUGGUCUUCAAUUGCUCAAAUGCUUCCAGGCAGAAUUGGGAAGCAAUGUAGGGAAAGAUGGCACAACCAUUUAAAACCUAAUAUUAAGAAGGAUCGGUGGUCGGAGGAAGAAGACCGGAUUCUGAUCUCCGCCCAUCAGAAGCUAGGCAACCGAUGGGCAGAGAUCGCCCGAAGCUUGCCAGGUAGGAGUGAGAAUACAAUAAAAAACCAUUGGAAUGCAACCAAGAGGAGGCAGCUUUCCUCACGUAGAAACACCUCCAACUCCAACUCCACCCCUCUCCAAAACUACAUCAAAACCCUCAUCAAUUCCCCCUCCCCGGCCCCAGCACCCACCCCCGCCCCCGAGGAGGAGGCGGAGAGCUUCUGCAGGCAGCACCAAACGGCGUCGUUGGAGACGCAAAUGCACGUGCAGUUUGAUAUCCAGAAGGAGAUGGAUUUCAUGGAGAUGCUCUCCUAUGGCUAUAUUUGA
This is a messenger RNA of Salvia miltiorrhiza (redroot sage), 1023 nucleotides long. RefSeq lists its product as uncharacterized. The record is from RefSeq and is a predicted model, not a curated record. Bases 1 to 1023 code for a protein of 340 amino acids. Gene Ontology annotation, biological process: regulation of DNA-templated transcription. Gene Ontology annotation, cellular component: nucleus. Gene Ontology annotation, molecular function: RNA polymerase II cis-regulatory region sequence-specific DNA binding; DNA-binding transcription factor activity, RNA polymerase II-specific. The transcript has 3 exons. Lineage: Eukaryota; Viridiplantae; Streptophyta; Magnoliopsida; Lamiales; Lamiaceae.